Molecule: messenger RNA, 3212 nt
Organism: Patiria miniata (bat star)
Lineage: Eukaryota; Metazoa; Echinodermata; Asteroidea; Valvatida; Asterinidae
Gene: tmem67
Product: meckelin-like
Exons: 29
Coding region: 19-2964 (981 amino acids)
Biological process (GO): cilium assembly
Cellular component (GO): MKS complex; ciliary transition zone
Source: RefSeq, a predicted model, not a curated record
UGAUAUUGGACACGAGUGAUGCAUUCCAGCAUGGCGGCUCGCGGGAGUUUGAUUUUUUCGUUCCUCGGCUUUGUGUUUAUGUCAUUUUUGGCUCAUGUUACGGGAGUUACGUACUCAAUCCCAUUCCAGGCAGAUUGCGUUGGAAAUCAGUAUUUUGAUUUAGCCGGUCUUCUAUGUAGAGACUGCGAUUCAGUAUCACAAGUCAAAAGUGUAGAUGGUUUAUCCUGCCAGUGUAGACCUUCCUACAAGACAACCAGGAAUUUUGGAGGUCCCUCAACCACAGUUGAGUGUGAGGCGUGUGCAGCAGGACAAGUGGGCACUGUGGACGGAUGGAACUGCAUUGACUGCGAGACUGCUGAUUGCUUAAACUGCAACGCUGGUGACAUUGGAGAGGAAUACUCAAUUGCAGGUGUUCUACAAGGAACCAAAACUUGCACAACGUGUGAUGCAGCCACCUUGCCUGACUCUGCUGGAAUUCAGUGUGAGAGAUGUCACGAGAGCUUUCUUGCAGUGAACAAUGACUGUACAUGCAACACUCCCUUGGUCGGUGGGCUGUGCUUCGGGGUAAAUGAGAUCCAGGCCCCAGCCCAAGACACCUUCCAAGUCUCCUAUGAAGCUUUAGAUGCUCCACUUUCCUCAUGGUACUAUAUGGAGUAUCUCCAAGCUGCUGAAGCUAUGUGCAGGCUGUACCAGAAUCUCACGGCCUGUCAGAUGCUGGGCAACUUGUGCGUCCUGCUGCAUUACAAUCCCAACAGCCUGAAUGAUGCCUGCGGCUAUUUUGAAGCAAUCAGGGGAGCCUCCGCCACACCUUUGAUUGGAGAUAACCCCGACUGGGUGGUUUACAUGCCAUGGCUGAAAUACGUCGCCGACCCGGCCGACGAAAUCCUGACAGAAAUCAACAUUCCUACCAAAUUUUCUGCUGAGCCCACAUCAGAGGACAGCACUUUGAAGUUGUUUGUGGCUCAGUAUAGUGCGACGGGCCAGUACCGGGGCCUAGGAUCUGUCCGUGGUGGGGUGAUACAGUUGUGUAAUGACACUGAAAAGAAAAUGAAUGCGGCUUACACCUUUGCCACUUCGUACUCCAGCAGUUGUCAGCUCAAAGCCCAGGAUCUGUGGAACAACUAUGAAACCACCUUCUUUGAUAUGUAUCUCCAGUACACAGAGGGAAGCAGCACUGUAUUGUAUGCCGUCCCUGUCUUGCUGGAUAAUUACCAGGACGAUGGAACAUUUGAAAACCGACAAGAGACAAACACUAACUGGCAGUUAACACGGCGUUUCUUUCUCGUUGACAACGUAAGCGGCAAGACGGCAUCCAACACACCGGCCACAGUCAUCCGCUAUGCCAGCAGCAUAGAGCUCUUGGUGACGUUACAGGACGAGGCGGGACAAACGAGAGAAGGUAAAAUCUAUCCACCACUCCUCAAGAUUCAGUACAGCGAGCUGGUAUAUGAGAAUGAUUAUGACAGCAACACUGAAGUAACGGUCAAUUUCCGAGUGACCUAUGAGAUGAGCCGUGACUAUGGAGAGAACGCUCUCUCCACUGCCUUGGGUAUCUUGAGUGGUGUCGGGGUGGUAUGGGCACUCGUAAGGUCCAACGCUUGGAGGCGUAGGGCGGGGCUUAUCUACAUUGAUAUCAAGACGAUGUUCAAGUUCUUUUUCUUCGGCCUCGGCAUGUUGGCAGAUGUCUUCUUCGUCUGCCUGUUUGGCACUACAUUGUAUUGGCUGUUUUUCUUCAAGCGGCAAGAUCUGGUGUACCUGGUCCUUCCUCAUAAGGCUCAGGAGGUGUCCUUCAUUUGGUAUCUGUCCUUUGCCUUCUUCUGCAAGUCCCUGGACGUCUUGCAUCUGAUUGUCUACCAAUGCCUGUCUGACGUCUUCUUGAUUGACUGGGAGAGGUCAAGGGGUCGGGUGGUUCAGUCCAGCGACCCGGGCAGCAACAAGGGUAGCGUGGCACCGGUCAGUAUCUGGAGGACAUACUUUGUGGCCAACGAGUGGAAUGAACUUCAGGAAAUGAGGCGUAGCAGUAUUUUCUUUCAAAUGUCGGCUAUGCUGUUUUUCUUAGAGGUGAUUGGUCUGAAAAAUCUGACCACAAUGGAUCCCCGCAGUGACGUAUACGUAGACCCGAGUGAUUAUACUGGUGAUCCUAGCAGGGUGCUGAGAUUCGCUGUUGCAUCAGGAAUAUACCUGCUGCUGUCACUGCUACAGUGGAUUUUCUUUGCCUUCAUCUAUGAGCGCUUCAUUGCCGACAGCAUGAGGAAUUUCGUGGACUUGUGCUCCAUGGCAAAUAUCAGUGUCUUUGUCCUGAUUGACAACACCUUUGGCUACUACAUCCACGGCCGCUCCGUCCACGGCUUUGCCGACACCGACAUGAAAGAGAUGAGAGACCAGCUCAAGAGAGAAGAGGAUAACCUGUGCGGUCAGAGGGGCCUAUUGCCUAACAGUGAACAGCAGACGUUUGAGAUCUUACUGCCUAUGAAGUUCAGGGAGCAAUACAACACCAUACUGCAGCCCCUGGAUGGUGUAGCAGCAAGAAUUGAUGGCACAAGAGGUCGGCCAGAUGCUGGUAGGAAUCAAGAAGCAGAGAAGUCCAUCCAAGCAUAUCAGACCAUGAACCGGUUCCUGGCUGCUUUCCUUGAUCAUGGCAUCCGUGACAUUGAUUACGUAGUCAAAGACAAACUUCUACUGGAACAGAUUCUGGACAUGGAAUUCUACGAUCCAGCUGACAAAGGAUUUUUCUUCAAUGAUGGUGGCCAUGCCUUUGACAAUGCCUUAUUCCACGGCAAUGAGUCCACCUUGCAGUUGUUUGAACUCCUGUUGUUCUGCAUCGUUGAUCUGAUGUUCACUAACUUUGUACUGGCGGCCAUCAUCACGUACAUCGGCAGCGCAUUCCUGCUCAAGGUUCGGGCUGCAGGGGGUCGGGCCAAUCUGGCCAAGAAAACCCUGGUGGAUGAACGAUUCCUGAUUUAAGCACAACUGUCCAGAAACGUACUUCAGAAGACCAGCCUUGCCAAAAAAAGGAGGCUGUAACUGUGCUGUCUGGCCUGGUCAGCAAUCAGAGAUAGUGGGCGCUCUCCACUGUGAGCUUGGUUUGUCAGUCCAUGGAUGGGAUAACGGACACUGGGUUUUUUUUGGGGGGGGGGAGUUCAGGAAUGCCAACAUUUGUGUGUGUGUGUGAGUAUGUAAACACCAGCAGUUGUGGACGUAGGACAAAAGAA